Bombyx mandarina (wild silkworm) is the source of this 3132-nucleotide messenger RNA. RefSeq names its product diacylglycerol kinase epsilon (gene Dgkepsilon). Lineage: Eukaryota; Metazoa; Arthropoda; Insecta; Lepidoptera; Bombycidae. The record is from RefSeq and is a predicted model, not a curated record. Gene Ontology annotation, biological process: phospholipase C-activating G protein-coupled receptor signaling pathway. Gene Ontology annotation, cellular component: membrane. Gene Ontology annotation, molecular function: ATP-dependent diacylglycerol kinase activity.
ACACACCACUGUUGUCAGUUAAAUUGCAAAAUUAUUGAUUGAAUGUAUACUUUUUCGUAAAAAUACAAUAAUUUGAAGGAAAAUGGAACACUUUAUUAAUUAUGACAGCGUUACAGCUUAUUACUUUGCUACUGGUGGUUUAUUUUUGAUGUAUUUGGCUUUUCGUAUACUUUAUUCAUUGAUAGUACAAAAUAAUUUUAUGCAAACCCAAUACAGAGCUUAUGGUCAUACUUGGAGAAGUAUUCAGUGUAAUAAGUCAAUCCCCUAUAAUAUAUACUGUACAGUUUGUGAGAAACUUAUGUUGGCUGUAGUUGGAUUGUUUUGUGAGUGUUGUGCAGUUAGUGCAUGCAAGAAAUGCUACAAGACAGUGGAUAAGAGAUAUAAAUGUAAACAAUUAACAUGGCCUUCUAAUAAAAUAUUUCCUCAUCAGUGGGUUGAUGUUGGAAUUUCAAGAACAGACAUUGCUGAAAAUAAUGAUCAUAGUGAUGAUAGUACUAAGAAAUAUUUUUGUAGCUGGUGCCAAAGAAUAAAGUUGUGUAAUAAUACUAGGGAUUUGAAAACUGAGCAAUGUGACUUCCAUAAAUAUAGCAAUAUUAUCAUUCCACCCACAUCAGUACAAAUGGAGAAAGGCAAUGUUAUUAGUAUUCAGCCGGUUAAUAACAGCAAUUGGGAACCUCUGAUCAUUAUUGCAAACAGGAAAUCCGGCAGCAACAGGAGUGAUGAGAUACUUUCAUUAUUUAGAGGAUUACUCAAUCCAAUUCAGGUGAUUGACGUAAGCGUGACCUCCCCUGAAAGUGUGGUGCGGUGGCUCCCUGAGAAAUGUCGUGUGUUGGUCGCAGGUGGGGACGGCACCGUUGCUUGGGUACUUAAUGCUUUAUUCGCUGCGCCGCACAUCAAGGCGGCCGUGGCUAUCUUCCCUAUGGGGACCGGUAAUGAUCUGUCUCGUGUGCUCGGCUGGGGUCCGGGCUGUCCGUCAUACAUUGAUGCACAUUCAAUCAUUAGCAGCAUAAAACAAGCAACAGUUGAACCAUUGGACAGAUGGAAAAUUAUUAUUAAACCAAAGCGUGGCCGUCUCGGUCGGCGGGCACCGGAGCGUAUAUUGCACGCUUACAACUAUGCGAGUAUUGGAGUAGACGCUCAGGUCGCGCUCGACUUCCAUCGCGCCAGGACACAGUUCUUAUAUCGAUACGCAAGCAGGACCCUCAAUUACAUAGCGUACGUGUUCCUGGGCGUGGGUCGUGCGCUGGACGACGGCGGGUGCGAGGGGCUGGAGCGGCGGGUGCGGUGCUGCGCGGACGGCGUGGCGCUAACCCUGCCGCCGCUGCAGGCUCUGCUCGCGCUCAACAUACCCUCCUGGGGCGCAGGCGUGCAUCUCUGGAGUAUGGGAGGUGAAGAUGAAGUCGAAGAACAAAGCAUGAGCGAUGGAAAAUUGGAGGUGGUCGGCAUUUCGUCUUCAUUUCACAUUGCAAGACUUCAGUGCGGUCUGGCUGAACCUUAUCGUUUCACACAAGCGUCCAAUCUCAGAAUUGAUCUAGAAGGUUCGUGUGCGAUGCAAGUGGACGGCGAGCCCUGGAUGCAGGGUCCGGCCACUAUUUUAGUGGAGCCGGCUGGACAAAGCACCAUGCUGAGAGCGAACAUAAAAAGAUCUGAAUGUUAAAAAAAAAACAAUUUGUCUCAUAUUUAUUAUAAAAAUCUUGGUCUUGUGAAACGUGACUCGUUUUUUAAUUAUAUUUUAUUUAAUACGAUCAUUUACCUUAAAAACAAAUCAAAACUAGUAUGAUGGAAUGAAAAUUACAGAAAAAUUUGUUUAAGAAUGCGGAAAAUUAAUUAGAAUUGUUAAUUGUUCAUGGUCACAUUAGAAUUCUGACUUCAGCACAUUGCGGAGAUAUGAUCGUGUACUUGAAAUAUCAAUUCAUCAUCGCUGUCAGUAUCAAGUUGAAUGUAAUAAUGAUGUUAGAAUAACAUUAAUUUUGCUAUCGGAUAACUUGUGAUAACACGACGACUGCUUCACCUUGGCUUUCAAGAGAACAAAACAUGCGUAUCGGGCGUGACUAAUUUAGAUAGAAAAAAAAUGUGAUUACAAAAGUAUGCAUUGUAAAUACAUACAUAUGUAAGAAUAAAAUUGCAAUUGUUUAAAUUUGUUGGUCAUUUAUAUAACGUAACAAAAGUCUAAUGCGAUACCGAUCUUAAGAAUUACAUUCUCGAGAUGUGCCUAUGUCGUCAUUGGCACUCCCGGAAACUAUGGGAAUUUCGCCGGCUCAUUCUGCGGGGACCGCGGCUUCUCAGUCAUUCCACAAAAAAAUUGCAGGAUAUAAGGUCCGAGCUUCUCGGAGGCCAAGGGAUAUCAUCCCUUAGGGUUAGGCCUAUAGGCUUAUAGGUGAUCUAUACUAACUUUUUAGUUUUCCGCUAACUCGGUAUUCCAUGUAUGUAGUAUGCGUCCAAAUGGUUGUCAAAAUUAUGUUCUCGAUAUGAGCACACAACCGUCUUCAUGUCUGCGCGAUUAAACUCUGAUGACUUCUUUUGAAAAUUCAUUUUUAAUUAAACAAUUUGGUUUGUUAAUAAUCAACAUUUGGUAUGUUUUUAUAAAUUAAGGAAUAAAAUAAAAACGUAAAUGAAUAAUAAUUCAAAUAGUUUUUGUGUGUUUCAAUAUUUGUGACUGGAAAAGUCCAAUUGUGUCUUGGUUUCAAAAAGAUGAGACUUUUCAAAAUAUCGUCCCUCAAAUGGUUAUAAAUUUUCGAUUAGAGAGUUGUAAAACGAAUCUCUGUACCAAAGAUUUGACUUCUCUAAGUACGUAUACAAUAUUCGUUUAUAUAACAUUUUCAAGUCAUGGUAUUAUCUAAGGAUUUUCGCUAAUUGAGUAAUGCGAUUUUAAAAAUAGGAAAUAUAGGUAUGUGAGAAUAUUCAAUGUACAUAGUUGAUAUGAGUUAAAUUGAUAAAAGUUAAUAGGUAAACGAUUUGCGUUUUGCCUUUGAAGUAAUAUAGCGUCGCGUUAUUGCGUUACCCAUUAAGACGCAUCGUCAGGUCGAGAUAGACGUGUUCGUGCCAAAUUUGAUAGCAAAAAAAAUAAUUUUCAACAUCAGAGUCAUAUAGUCAGAUAUUCAAUUUUCAACAUAUUAUUGCUAAUCUAUAGUG